AUGUGGAUGGCGAAUCGACAUAGUGUUGCGAUCCAAGUGUUGAUCUUGGUCGUGUUGGCCCAAUGUACUUUGGGAUUUAUAUCAUCGGGAUUUAUUAGCACAACUGGAUGGUCAGGUGGCAGCACUGGUGGAUGGACAGGCAGUAGUACCACCACUGGUUCCAGUUCAUCAUCAACAUCAAGAGGAUCAUCAAUUGAUAGUGAUGCUUGGAAGGUUUUGAAUGGAAUUGCUAGUGACCUUGGAUUCAAAUGGGGUUCCUCGGGAUCAGCAGCAUGUGGCGUAUAUGGAAACAACAAUGGACAAGCUCUACAAUCAUACAUUCAAUGCAGUGAUGACAAGAGAUCAAUCAUUGGUCUUACAUUCCAAGCUGCACCAUCUGGAUCAUCAAACGGAUGUCCUGGAUUGAAAAAUAAUGGCAAAUACAUCCUUGAUGGCGACUCAUGGAAGGAGUUCCCAUCCUUGCAAAGACUUACUUUUGUGGAUGUCGACUUCUCGAGCACUGUUGAGGAGAAUAUCUUUGAUAGCUCCAUGCCUAAUUUGGUCAGACUGCACUUCUCCAACACUCAAUAUAAGUGUUAUAACAAUUUCGCUGCUGGCAAGACAUUCUCCAAGUCCAUCGUAGACUUGUACAUUGAGAAUGCCAUUGGUACACUGCCAUCAUUCACAUCCGACAACAGGAUUCAAUAUUUCGGUUUGUUCCAAGGUGACAAGUCCGCCCUUGCCUACACGCUCGACACUACAAUAUUCACAGCAAACUUGGCUGUAUACAAUGUAUACAUGUACUCUACACCAACCAUCAAGACGACUAACCUCGAUGGUGGCAAGUUGUUCGCCGGUACUAAGCAACUGAUUGACUUCCAACUCUUUGCACCUGGCUUGUCUACUGACUUCUCAACAUUCUACAAUCUCCCCAAGUCCAUCAAGACAUUCAAACUGGCAAGAUUGCAAUUGAUCAACACAGUCUUCCCAAAGAUUACUGAUGUGACAUGGAACAAUAUUACAACAUUUGCACUUGAGGGAUUGGGCUUCACUGGCACAGUCGACUCACAGUUCUUCUUUGUUCCAGGUUUGGCCACAUUAUCAUUGCGCGACAACCCCUUGCUAGAGAUGAGCUUCCCUGCCAACAUUGGCACAGCCGGCCUCGUCUCCACACUCAUCCUCUCCAACACCAGCAUCUCUGGUCAGAUGCCCACCGACAUCAUCGACAAGCAGAUCCUCACCCGUCUCACACUCACCAACGUGCCCAAGAUGAAGGGCACCAAGCUGCCAGAGUCAUUCCUCUGUCUGCCCCUGUCAUACUUCACCGGCGAGACUGUGCCCGCCUACCUCUUUGACGACUCCACGUUCACCAACUACCAGGGCGCCAGCACUCCACGCAACUGUGUGCCAAGCAUCACCGCCAUCUCGCCAAACCCCAUCCCUAGCAACGCCACAUUCUUCACCAUCACUGGCAAGAACUUUGGUGACAAGCCCAACAUCCAGAUGUCAAACGGCGACGACUACUAUGUGGUCAACAGCAUCCCGCUCGGUGCCAACUCUUUGAUGUGCAACACCCCCGUCUUCUUGCAAGGCGCCGGCUUCCUGACACUCGCCCCCAAGUACAGCCCCAACGCCACCAGCAUCGCAUUCUCAUUCGCCUCCCCAAUGAUCACGUCCAUCUCGUCGCCAUCCACACUUGGUGGCUGGGUCACAUUGACUGGCUUUGACAUGUUGCCAUACAUUGGCAGCCAGAACCCCCCACAGACCUACGUCAAGAUUGGUGCGACCACAUGCUCAGACAUCAGUGUCAUCAAGCCAUUUGAGAAGAUGAUGUGUCGCGUUCCCGCCGGCACCACAUCCAAUGUCGAGGUGGUCAUGUCGAUCAAGGGCCUGUCCAACGACUUGUCCGCCACACCACGCUUCUUCUACCGCGCACCCGCCGUCCAGACAUCCAACGCCGUCACCGCCGGCGCCGACACCAACAUCACCCUCACCGGAUCCGACUUUUGGAACGACGUCUCCAUCAUCAACGUGACCGUCCACUUGGGCGCCAACACAUCGAUCGCCUGUCCAGUGUCAUACGUCAACCACUCGACCGUCGUCUGCGCCUUCCCCGCCACCGCCUUCAUUCCAGGCACCCACAACAUCCAGGUUACCGUGGCCGGCCUCGACUCGCCCGCCAACAACCUGUUCUCCUUCUACGACGAGCAGAUCUGUCCAAAUCACUGCGGUGGCGAGAGUGCUGGCGUGUGCAACGUCGGUUUUGGUCUCUGCAACUGCAAGCGCACUGCCGGACCCUCUUGCUCUGAGGGCUCCAUCGACGUUGUCCUCACAAACAACGCCACUCUGCCCGGACUCAACAUAUCUGCGACCAACCAACCCACCUACCUCUCCGCUUACCUCGUCUCUGUCUACGAGAAUGGCGCCGAGACCAUCAUCCCCUCGUGGAAGGUCAGCGCCAACGGCACCUACACAUGGGCAUCUGGCUCGCGCCAGAUCAACGUGUUCAUGACCGCCAACAACGCGUCGUCACCCCCCGUUCAGGUCGGCGAGGGCAGCAACCUCAACGUCUUUGACAAGACCUUCUCGUACCAAGUGCAGUACUCGUCAGCCAGCGCAUACACCAGCCUUCAGUUCAAGUUUGCCCUGGAGGCCUACCCCCGCGAGUGCGCCACGCCACCCGUGGUCGUCGGCUACCCAACGAUGGGCUCGAACACCUCGGCGCACUGGCUCACGCUCACCAAGUUCAACACGAGCUGGUUCGCUCGUUUCCCUCAGGUCGCGUCGGUCAAUGGCGAGGGAGGCUCGCUCAGCAGCACGAUCAUCAAUCAAGAUGGCCUGGGCAUGCGUGUCGUCUCGGACAUCUCUGGCGCAUCGGACGCCGAGCCCAUCUCAUCGGCAUCGUUCGUCUUUGACUUUAGCGCAUUGACGUCGACUGUUGGCCGCGACCUGGAUGUCAAGUCGUGUCUACCCACCAGCACCGACAAGCCCGUGCAACCAUCGAGCAGCGACAACAAGUGGAAGGUGACCGUUGGUGUCGUUGUCGGAGUUGUUGGCGCGGCAGUCAUUGCUGGCGCCUCCAUCUACAUCUUCAAGCAACACCGUCGUCUCGAACAGACCAAGUCUCUUCUCGACAAGAAGCUCAGCGAACUCAAUCACAACCAACUCUAA
Molecule: messenger RNA, 3150 nt
Organism: Acytostelium subglobosum LB1
Lineage: Eukaryota; Evosea; Eumycetozoa; Acytosteliales; Acytosteliaceae
Exons: 7
Coding region: 1-3150 (1049 amino acids)
Source: RefSeq, a predicted model, not a curated record